AUGUCUUCCAAUAGCAGCAGAAAAACAGACUGUAAAGGAAAAGGAAAAGCAUCUGCAAGUAUAUCUACCUCUGCAAACCGUGUUUUGGCUGGCCGUGUUGGACCUCGAGAAAUUGCCCCCAGUUUCUCAUCUGCAACUAUCCAAGAUCAGCAAUACACGGAAAUUAUUGAAAUGUUUAACAAAGUAAACAACAGUAUCAAUGGUGUCAAGGAUGACAUUGCUGCUGUCAAUAGCAACAUGACAGCCUUUAAAAACAGGAUGGGCGUUGUUGUUGAUACAUCUGGAAAGACACAUACGGCAUUUGCAGACUUUGCAACUGCCUAUGCCAACAAUCAGACUCAUAUGACUAGUCUAGAACCAUCUCUGAUGCCAUCCUAUGUCCCCCAGAUCUCCCUCAGUGAUGCCGGGGUUUCUGUCAUUAUCUUGGAAAUUUUUGUGGAAAAGUUGUGGGACUGGAAGUUCGAGUCUGACGACCCUGCUCUUGUUGCUGAGAACGAGAGUAAGAAGAAGUGGAACUUGAACAAAAAGAUUAACCACCGCAAUAACAUAGCUGUUAUCAACUACUUGAAGAGCUACAUUAGUGCCCAGACUCGUCUAGCUGGUACUCACCCACGGGUGAUAAGUGAUAAAAUAAAGAACAGGUACAAGCACAGUCAUAGUACUUUUCACGAGUCUCCUGAGCAGAAGGCCAAGAAAAACAGCAAGGGGAGAGCAAACAGUUGUACUCUUCAGGCUUGUAUAUACUAUAUAAGAAUUAAUUGGUAUAUUACUAUUUUCUCAAGCUACAAUCUAUAUAACCAGAUGUCUAUCCAACACAAGUCGACAUACAUGGACAACUGGGUAGCCAUUGAUGCUGCAAUGGGAUAUAAGACUGGAAACCCUGUUGAGAAGGCUUAUCUCAAACUCUUUCAGAAGGAUGCAAUGUCUGAUGGUGAGUCGGAUAUUGAGAUUGUGGACAAUCUUCCACGACGGUGUUUGCAUGUGGCUUGCCCCACUUGGAGAAGUGAAGAGGUAAAUAAUAUUUAG
Molecule: messenger RNA, 1026 nt
Organism: Phycomyces blakesleeanus NRRL 1555(-)
Lineage: Eukaryota; Fungi; Mucoromycota; Mucoromycetes; Mucorales; Phycomycetaceae
Exons: 2
Coding region: 1-1026 (341 amino acids)
Source: RefSeq, a predicted model, not a curated record